Phlebotomus argentipes is the source of this 1275-nucleotide messenger RNA. It is a transcript of the gene Dpit47, whose product is annotated as DNA polymerase interacting tetratricopeptide repeat-containing, protein of 47 kDa. NCBI's taxonomy places the organism in Eukaryota, Metazoa, Arthropoda, Insecta, Diptera, Psychodidae. The record is from RefSeq and is a predicted model, not a curated record. Gene Ontology annotation, molecular function: Hsp90 protein binding. The transcript has a single exon. Bases 12 to 1241 code for a protein of 409 amino acids.
UCUGUCAUUGAAUGAAAACAACAAAUGUAACCUCAUUUUAUCCGUUCGAGCGCGAGGAAAAGUGUGUUGUGAAGAUGGAUAAGCGCUUUACGGAUGAACAACGUAUUGAAUUGGCAGCGAAAUUGGACAAGGAGCUGGAUGAAUUCAUUGAUGGUCUGGAGAAGUCGCGCUACGCUGAAGGAUGGCCAGAGGAUCGUUGGCAGGAGGAGAUGGAGAAACAUCCGUUCUUCAUGAAACGCCUUCCGGAGGCAGGAGAGGAAGUUGAUCCGCUUGUAGAGGGCAUUCAGCAAUUGAAGUAUGAUCCACUUGAAAAUACACCCGAAGAGUUGGCCGUGAGCUACAAGGAAGAUGGGAAUUUCCACAUGAAGCACCGGAAGUACCGUAUAUCCAUCAUCAGUUACACCGAAGGACUCUCGGCUAAGUGUGACAACCGUGAAAUCAAUGCCACGCUUUACAAUAACAGGAGUGCAGCACACUUCUUCCUGCAGAACUAUCGGUCAGCGCUAGCAGACGCCCUGAAGGCGGUGGAACUGAAGCCAGACUACAAGAAGGCACUGGUGAGAGCGGCGAAGUGUGCGGAAGCGCUCCAGAGAUUCGAUGAAUGUAUUAAUUACUGCGAUCAGAUUUUAACUGAAGAGCCCAGUGACAAGGAUAUGCUGAAGAUGAGGCAGAAUUGUUGCGCGAAGAAGGCUGAAAAGGAGCGGAAAGAGAGAAAAUUGGAUGCUGAGCAGAGGAGAAAAACUAGAGAAGACAGGAAGAUUAUUACGGAGAUCCAGAAGAGGGGAAUUCGCAUUGAAGAGAUGGAGAUCAAAGCUUUCAGUGAACUCACGAUGGAGGUGCUGAAACCAAAGUAUGCGCCAAUUGAGGACUUUCCGGUUUGUCUAUCUCCUGAUGGCCAGCUUUGUUGGCCAGUGGUUUUUUGCUUCCCAGAAUACAGUGUCAGCGAUUUCCAACAGCAACUGGACGAAAGUUUUACUCUCGCGGAUUGUAUUCAAGACAUCCUGUUCGAGAACGAAGAGCGUGAUGACGAGGGAAAGUACACGAUUGACACAGUGAGCGUAUAUUAUGAGAAUAAGCUUCUAGCGAAGGCUUUCCGGGCAAAUAUGGAACUGACACUAAAGGAGAUCACGCAAUUGGAGAAUUUCCUGGUAAAUGCCGGCUGUCUCACAUUCUACAUUGUGCCAAAAGACUCAGACGAAGAACAGAAAUACUUGAGUGCAAAUAGAUCAUCGGCAAAGUAGCUGUGAAUGUGAAAUAUAAUAGCUUACUUCUUAA